AGUCGCCACUCGCUCAAACUUCGAAGAGUCGCCAGAACCUCGCCACUCGCUCAACCUUCUCGCCAGCGAAGAGUCGCCAGAACCUCGCCUCCUCCUCCUCCUCAGCCCAUCGUUGAAGACGACGCCCCUACGAUUCGAUGGCGAAAGGGGGAACUGAUCGGCUGCGGUGCUUUUGGCCAUGUUUACAUGGGUAUGAACUUAGAUUCUGGGGAGCUUCUUGCUGUCAAACAGGUGUUGAUCAGGGUGAACAGUGCGUCGAAAGAGAAAGCCCAAGCUCAUAUAAGAGAAUUGGAGGAGGAAGUUGAGCUCCUAAAGAACCUCUCUCAUCCGAAUAUAGUUAGAUAUUUGUGGACUGCAAGAGAAGAGGGUACCUUGAACAUAUCAAGUGAAACUAUUCAAAUUUCAAGGUAACGAGCCAGGAGCCCGGAGAGUCGCAGGUUGAUGGCGAGGCACUCUAGCUUCAGCUAU
Asparagus officinalis (garden asparagus) is the source of this 468-nucleotide messenger RNA. RefSeq names its product mitogen-activated protein kinase kinase kinase ANP1-like. Gene Ontology annotation, biological process: protein phosphorylation. The record is from RefSeq and is a predicted model, not a curated record. Gene Ontology annotation, molecular function: ATP binding; protein kinase activity. The transcript is spliced from 5 exons. NCBI's taxonomy places the organism in Eukaryota, Viridiplantae, Streptophyta, Magnoliopsida, Asparagales, Asparagaceae. Bases 187 to 411 code for a protein of 74 amino acids.